GGCUGCGGGGACACAAAGUUAAGCCACAGGACUCCACAGCGAGCAGCUCAGGGCGUUUCACUGCGGCCCGCUCCGCCCACGGGCCGCGCCCCUCGGCAGGCCGCCACUCUCCGACGCUCCGCCCCGCCCGCCGCGGGGCCGGAAGCCGCUGCCGGGUGCCCUGUGAACCGGGAAGGGCUCGGUUUGAAUGAGAUCCGGCUGAUUCACCGCGGCCCGGGCGGCUCCGGCCCAGACAGAAGGGAACAAUCAAAAUACCUUUUGCCAACUUUGGAAGGAAAAGAGGAAAGAGACCUACUCUUGUCAUCUUUAAAGUCAAAAAGUGGGAGCUGCUGCCGUGUUUGUUCUCUGAGCACUUCUUGCUGAGCACCAGAAAUAUGGAUAGACUUCUGCGACUGGGAGGAGGUAUGCCUGGGCUGGGACAGGGGCCACCAACAGAUGCUCCUGCGGUCGAUACAGCAGAACAGGUUUAUAUCUCUUCCCUUGCACUGCUGAAAAUGUUGAAGCAUGGUCGUGCUGGUGUCCCUAUGGAAGUUAUGGGUCUGAUGCUUGGUGAAUUUGUUGAUGAUUAUACUGUGAGAGUGAUUGAUGUUUUUGCAAUGCCACAGUCUGGAACGGGUGUCAGUGUGGAGGCAGUUGAUCCUGUAUUUCAAGCAAAAAUGUUGGAUAUGCUGAAACAGACGGGAAGACCUGAGAUGGUAGUUGGUUGGUAUCAUAGUCAUCCUGGCUUUGGCUGUUGGUUGUCUGGUGUAGAUAUCAAUACUCAGCAGAGCUUUGAAGCCUUAUCAGAAAGAGCUGUUGCUGUGGUGGUGGAUCCCAUUCAGAGUGUAAAAGGAAAGGUUGUUAUUGAUGCCUUCAGAUUGAUCAAUGCUAAUAUGAUGGUCUUAGGACAUGAACCAAGACAAACAACUUCAAAUCUGGGUCACUUAAACAAGCCAUCUAUCCAGGCACUAAUCCAUGGACUAAACAGACAUUACUAUUCCAUCACCAUCAACUACAGGAAGAAUGAACUAGAACAGAAGAUGCUGCUAAAUUUGCAUAAGAAGAGUUGGAUGGAAGGUUUGACACUUCAGGACUACAGUGAACAUUGCAAACUCAAUGAAACAGUAGUGAAAGAGAUGUUAGAACUAGCUAAGAAUUAUAACAAGGCUGUUGAAGAAGAAGAUAAGAUGACACCUGAACAGCUGGCAAUAAAAAAUGUUGGCAAGCAGGAUCCUAAACGUCAUUUAGAAGAGCAUGUGGAUGUGCUGAUGACCUCAAACAUUGUCCAGUGUCUAGCUGCUAUGUUGGAUACAGUUGUAUUUAAAUAACUGAGUUACCGUUUGUGAUACUUCCUGUGUAUAUUUGUUUAUUGUUUCUAAUACUCACAAAACGGAGACUGUUGGGGCUCUAUUUGAUUAAACAGAGACAUCUGACUUCAUUUGCAAUGUAAGUGCAGCACUAUAACACCUCUCAGUCUCUAAUUGUGCAUUUGCUUCCGUUUCUUUAUGUCAGGGUCCUCACAGAUUCCAAAGCAUUCAGGAACACAAUGUGGGAAAAAAAAUGUAGUACGUUUUCAUUUAAUAUUGGGGGGGCAAUCAGUAGUACAUAUAUAUUUUGAUUGUUGCAUCAUAAUAAAAAUACAUUUACAAACCUG
Molecule: messenger RNA, 1633 nt
Organism: Oenanthe melanoleuca
Lineage: Eukaryota; Metazoa; Chordata; Aves; Passeriformes; Muscicapidae
Gene: PSMD14
Product: proteasome 26S subunit, non-ATPase 14
Exons: 13
Coding region: 375-1307 (310 amino acids)
Biological process (GO): protein deubiquitination; proteasome-mediated ubiquitin-dependent protein catabolic process
Cellular component (GO): proteasome regulatory particle, lid subcomplex
Molecular function (GO): proteasome binding; metallopeptidase activity; protein binding
Source: RefSeq, a predicted model, not a curated record